This is a messenger RNA of Mesocricetus auratus (golden hamster), 2445 nucleotides long. RefSeq names its product sorting nexin 9 (gene Snx9). NCBI's taxonomy places the organism in Eukaryota, Metazoa, Chordata, Mammalia, Rodentia, Cricetidae. Gene Ontology annotation, cellular component: cytoplasmic vesicle; plasma membrane. Gene Ontology annotation, biological process: cleavage furrow formation; endosomal transport; plasma membrane tubulation. The record is from RefSeq and is a predicted model, not a curated record. The coding region runs from base 242 to 2026 and encodes 594 amino acids. Gene Ontology annotation, molecular function: phosphatidylinositol binding; protein binding. The transcript has 18 exons.
CAUGGGAGGCUUGGCCGGCGGGGGCGGGGGCCGCGCAGCCGGGGACUUUCAGGAACUGCAGGCGCGGGCGGCGGCGGGAGUCGCCGAGCCUCCGGGGCCCGAGCGCCGAGAGCAAGGCUGAGAUCGAGCCGCCGCGCCCGGCCGCCAGCCGCAGCCGAAGCCGUCCUCCCCGCCCGGCUAGGGCCGAAGCUCCGCAGCGCGGGACACCAGCCGGCCCACCGGGGCCCGGGAACCGCCCGCCAUGGCCACCAAGGCUCGGGUUAUGUAUGACUUUGCUGCUGAGCCUGGAAACAAUGAGCUGACAGUUAAUGAAGGAGAGAUCAUCACAAUUACAAACCCGAAUGUUGGUGGUGGAUGGCUGGAAGGAAGAAACAACAAGGGAGAGCAAGGGCUUGUUCCUACAGACUAUGUGGAGAUUUUACCCGGUGACGGAAAAGAUCAGUUUUCUUGUGGAAAUUCCGUGGCGGACCAAGCUUUCCUCGAUUCCCUCUCGGCAAGCACUGCUCAAGCCAACUCGUCUUCUGCCAACAGCAAUAACCAGGUUGGUGGUGGCAAUGACCCUUGGUCAGCCUGGAAUGCCCCCAAAUCUGGGAACUGGGACAGCACAGAUGCUUGGGGCACCAGGACAGAUGGGGCUGGCGCUCAGAGAAACAGCGCUAACAACUGGGACACUGCCUUCGGCCACCCACAGGCCUAUCAAGGACCAGCAACUGGCGAUGAUGAUGAGUGGGACGAAGACUGGGAUGACCCCAAGUCCUCAUCGUCUUACUUUAAGGAUUCAGAGUCCGUGGAAGCAGGGGGCAUCCAGCGAGGAAACAGCCGUCCGGGCGCCUCUUCCAUGAAGCUGCCCCUUAACAAGUUUCCUGGAUUUGCAAAGCCUGGCAUGGAACAGUACUUGUUGGCCAAGCAGCUAGCAAAACCCAAAGAGAAAAUCCCCAUUAUUGUUGGAGAUUAUGGCCCAAUGUGGGUUUAUCCUACCUCUACUUUUGACUGUGUGGUAGCAGAUCCCCGGAAAGGUUCAAAAAUGUAUGGUCUGAAGAGCUACAUUGAGUAUCAGCUAACACCUACCAACACUAAUCGAUCUGUAAACCACAGAUAUAAGCACUUUGACUGGUUGUAUGAGCGUCUCCUAGUUAAGUUUGGGUCUGCCAUUCCGAUUCCUUCUCUUCCAGACAAGCAGGUGACAGGUCGCUUUGAAGAGGAGUUCAUCAAGAUGCGCAUGGAGCGGCUGCAGGCGUGGAUGACAAGGAUGUGCCGGCACCCGGUGGUGUCAGAGAGUGAAGUUUUCCAGCAGUUCCUGAACUUCCGGGAUGAGAAGGAAUGGAAAACUGGAAAGAGGAAGGCUGAGAAAGACGAGCUGGUGGGAGUCAUGAUAUUUUCCACAAUGGAACCAGAGGCUCCCGACUUGGACUUGAUAGAAAUAGAGCAGAAAUGCGAUGCUGUGGGGAAGUUCACCAAGGCCAUGGAUGACGGCGUGAAGGAGCUGCUCACGGUGGGGCAGGAGCACUGGAAGCGGUGCACGGGGCCCUUGCCCAAGGAAUAUCAGAAGAUUGGGAAGGCCUUGCAGAGUUUAGCAACAGUGUUCAGCUCCAGUGGGUACCAAGGGGAAACAGAUCUGAACGAUGCAAUAACAGAAGCUGGGAAGACAUACGAGGAGAUCGCCAGCCUCGUGGCAGAGCAGCCAAAGAAGGACCUGCACUUCCUGAUGGAGUGCAACCACGAGUACAAAGGCUUUCUUGGAUGCUUCCCAGACAUCAUCGGCGCUCACAAGGGAGCAAUAGAAAAAGUAAAAGAAAGUGAUAAGCUGGUUGCAACUAGUAAGAUCACCCCCCAAGACAAGCAGACGAUGGUGAAGCGGGUCGGCACCAUGUCGUAUGCUUUACAAGCUGAGAUGAAUCACUUCCACAGUAACCGGAUCUACGAUUACAACAGCGUCAUCCGCCUCUACCUGGAGCAGCAAGUACAGUUCUAUGAAACGAUCGCAGAAAAGCUGAGGCAGGCCCUCGGCCGCUUCCCGGUCAUGUAAACCAGGACAGAACACAAUGUGAACUCCGAAGUGCUUCCUCUGUCCUGGGCCAGUGCAAUUCCAUUUUCCCCUAUCACAGAGAGAGAGAGAGAGAAAGGAAGAAAACCAAAAGGAAAUAAGUUAACACAGUUCUGUUUCUGCCAUUCGCCAGCCUAAAUGAAGAGUUACUUAAGGAUGGCCUUCUUCGGUUCAUUUUGACACAUACUAGUUACCCAAUGAAAAAUGUCUAUUUUUUGAAAAUACUUAAAUUUAUCAAGAUUUUGAAUGGAGAAAUAGGGGUUCUUCCUCCUGGUAUUUUACAUAGAAUCGUAAUUUAUACAUUACCCAUGAUCUUCCAUUCUGCCCAAUGUCAGAUAAUUAAUACUAAUUGCUUUCUUAAAAAUACGAAAUAUGCCAGAAUAAAAAAAUAUAUCUUUGUA